CGUUCCGUGCGUCCGUGUGGUUGGAUGGUCUUGGCAUCAAUCAAACGAACCAACCACCAACACCAGAGAAAACCGGAUUGGGCGCACCUUUGGCUCCCGGGGCAAUCCACACACGCACACAUCCACCAAAAACAGAAACAAGGACAUGGCAUGCGCAAGCACUUCACCGCAUCACUCUUUGUAGACAUCGAAUGAACCAAAACGCGCACAACCCCAUUCCUACAGCUGCAAYCCCGGGAGAUUGGUUGGGCCUCUGAAGACACAGAAGAUGGCUUCGGGCUGGAGGAGGUGCCACCGGAGGCGGGCGGUAGUCUUUGUGCUGGCAGUCUGCCUGCUGGAAGGCUUGUUUGCGCACUCCUCCAUCGAUUGGGACCGGUCCACCCCCGGUGGCGCCGGCGAAGGCAGGGGCAACCGGAGGGGCUUCUCGCUCCGCAGGAGGCGCACGACGGAGGCCGCUGCACAGCCCUCGAAGCGCAUCGUCCACGGCGUCGACGUCUCCGGGCCCCGCAUGGUGGGUGGAUCCGACGCCACCAACGCGUACCCCUUCUUUCUCCUCUGGGGCGGCUGCGGCGCGACGCUGAUCCACAACGACAUCGCCCUGAGCGCGGGGCACUGCUCGAGAAAGGAUCGGGCCCAGGUCGGCCCGACGCAUCGGACCGAUACGUCCAAUGCCUGGACGGGGGUGUCCCAGAUCCGGACCCACCCCCUGUACGAUCCGCAGAGCCUCGACUACGACUUUGCGGUCCUCAAGCUCGGGGGGUGGUUCCAGAACGAGAGGGUCAGGCUCAACACCAACGGCGACGCCCCCUACGAGGGCGAGUCCCUCACGGUGCUGGGCUUUGGUGGCCAGUCCUCGACGCUCAAGGAGGGAAGGGUGGCAUCCAUCGGCUCCGAGCUGUGCCGGGACCAGUGGCGGCUGGCAGGCUAUUCCAUCGACGCAUCCGCGUCCGUCUGCACGGUCUCCGACCAGGGGGUGAGCCCCUGCUCCGGGGACUCCGGGGGGCCCCUGCUGACGGCCUCCAACACCCAGGUGGGGGUCAUCUCGUCGGGGUCCGACUGCGACGGCCGGCUGCCGGCGGUCUAUUCCCGCGUCAGCGUGGCGAGCGACUGGAUCGCGCAGCAGAUCUGCGAGCUCUCCGACUUUCCCCCACAGGAGUGCCGAGGGCCCUUUGGCAACGAGCGGUAUGUCGGGGCAGAAAUCCUGCGGAUCGACAUCCACCUCGACGAGUACCCCCGGGACAUACGGUGGAGGAUCACGACGGGCGAGGGCGCAAGGGAGGUCGCCAGCAGCGGGGAGUUUGYGAUACCCAACAGCACCGAGAGCCGCUUCGUAUACCUGCCGAUCGAUGYCUACUACGAAUUCACGAUAGAGGACGUCGGUGGCUUUGGGGACGGCCUGGGCUCCAGGGGGAACUACAAGGUGGUAACCGUGGACAGCAGGGGGAACGACAGGGACACGCUGGUUUCGGGGGGAGGCAACUUUCAGAAAUCCAAAACCACGGCGUUUCUGGUCGGCAACGCACCGGCGACGGAGCCCCCGGUGCCGUCGCCGUCGCCAUCGCCCACCGCGUCUCCGACGCCGCAGCCAACGAAGCUCCCCACCGAUGGUCCAACGGGGGCACCCACGACGGACCCACAAACGGACCCACCGACGCCGGUACCCACCGGGACCCCGACCCCGGCGCCCACCGGGACCCCGACCCCGGCGCCCACCGCGGAGCCGGUGGCAACACCGACGGGGUCGCCCACCGCGAUACCGACGGGAUCGCCCUCGGCAGCAACCGAGCCGCCGAGCACCCUUGAUCCAACGGGCGUGCCCACCGGGGCGCCCUCCGUAGCUACCCCGGGUCCGACCCUUUCUCCCACGGAGGCGCCCACGYUGUUGGCCACGGAAAAUCCAACGGGAAUGCCUACCAUCCCUCCAGCGACGCCCGAGCCGACACCCGAGCCCACUCCGGAACCCACGGGGGAUCCGACCCUCCAGCCAACGGUCUUGGCAACACCGGAUUCCACKCCCGAGCCGACCCCGGAACCCACGGAGAACGCGACGCCCGGGCCGACAGGAGGGCUCGUGGGCGAAGACGACAACGAYGACGCKGUGGCGACGGCGGUGCCCGACGGCGACGCGUUCGUCCUGCGGAAACGGUCCCUGCGGUUCCCCCGGGGUGCCGCACCGGUGGUCGCGUACAUGGGAUUCGUAAACGUUACGAUCCUGGAAAAGCCGGAAGAGGUGAGCUGGAGGAUCGUGGAUUCCGUUUCGAAGGAACAAUUCUAUGGAUACCCCGCCGGAAACUACAAGGAGGCGACGGCUUCCUCGCUCAACCUGAUCCACAUGCACACGGGGUUGUGGGAACUCUUGCUGCACCGCGAAUCGGUAGACACAGCGGUUACGGCAGAAAUCGGUACCAUCCAUACAAUCACGGGGGCUGUGGAGCCGCUCGGAAAGCUGGGCUUUGCCCCCGGCAGCACGAAUCUUUCCGCGAGUGCCACAUUUUCGUUAGACUAGUUGAAUGAUGACAAACAAAUCAUAACAAUGCAGUAAUGCAAUUGUAAUAUUAGCAAAGACGUCACAGCAUGAAUUGCCAUUACCGAUCUUUCAAGACGAUAUUGUUUUGCAAUGGUCGUGCAACAAAUCCAAAACAAGCACGACUUGCUCAGAUCUUUGCUAGUGACUAUAGUGCAUGGUACAUCAACUCCCAUUCACAGUUCGUUACGAAUCGYUGAUUACCCCAAAAAAGUCCUUAUUAGUAGUACUCCUGUUAGUGUAUCACGCCUAAUAAAUAUGCGGUCCUCAUCUUUCAUAAAAGUAUCCAUGUCAAAACAAUCUCAGAGGAGGAAGUCACAUAACUUUUUUCAAGUCGCUCACCUCAUAAGGAAUCUACCCGACUUUCUUACAACUACCCUGAAUAGAUAAACUUUUGAAGA
Molecule: messenger RNA, 2925 nt
Organism: Pseudo-nitzschia multistriata
Lineage: Eukaryota; Bacillariophyta; Bacillariophyceae; Bacillariales; Bacillariaceae
Source: the annotation of a GenBank genome assembly